AUGUACAACCUGUAAGCUGGUUCUCUCAUGAAAGAGGACCAGAAAAUGGUGGAGGUAACGGACGAUGUCGUUUAUUCCAUUAUUCUGGUAUUGUCAGUGCCCUGUGGACUGUUAGUGAAACAAAUAUCAUACCCAGAGGCAAAAAAACUAGCCUGCACAUUGAUGGGGGUUGUAGUGGCGUUAAUCACUAUCGGUCGUCAUAGUUUACACCCUGUCGCUGUAACAUUGGUGAACAUUUUUAGAUAUAAAAAUUUUAUCAAAUUGAAAUGCCACAUAUAUGCAUUUGUAUGGUGCUUUGGGUAUCUUGCAUUCUUCAGAACAUGUCAUCAUUUUGGAAUACCACAAGUUUCACCACUAUCAAAUGCCGUGCAACUCUUUGUAACACUUCGGUUAGUUGGAUUGGCAUUUGAAAUUCAUGAUUCCUGCACAGAAGCGUGGAAUAAAGAUGUGACCUGCGCUGAGGAUAAAGCCUACUGGAGACAGUACAAGUCCAUCAAUCCAUCUGCUCUUGAUAUGUUCCAGUAUACAUUCUGCUAUAUUGGACAAUUUACUGGUCCCUACUAUAAGUACAGAACCUAUGCUGAUAUGGUGAACACUUCCAAUGUAGCCAGCAUUCCAUCUAUACAACCUGUGUUACACAGAAUAAAGGAUCUACCUCUUAUAGCAAUCACCUACCUUGUCUUUUCAAACUUUUUUAAUAUAAAGUAUGCAACAUCAAAUGAAUUCUAUGACAAUCCCUUUUGGUAUCGUUUGUUGUUUAUGAUGCCAAUGUUUAUUAUUUUCCGCACUCGUUUAUACAUGGCAUGGAUUCUGUCAGAGUGCAUGUGCAUGGCCAUUGGACUAGGAGCGUAUCCAAAAGCAAGUAAACCAAAAUGUGGGGAGGGACCAACAGAUUUGAAGGAGUACCACAAAAGUACCCUAUCAAAGGAUCCCAUAAAAUAUGACUAUGAAACAAUACACAACUUGUCUGUAUAUGGAUGUGAAUUAGGACGAACAACAAAAGUGGGCCUCCGAAGUUGGAAUAUGACAGUACAGUACUGGUUAGCUGCUUAUUGUCACCGCAGAAUCCCAAACUCACUCAAAGCUUAUCGAGUUGCGAUAACAAUGACAGUGAGUGCUUUUUGGCACGGGAUUCACCCUGGGUAUUACCUCAGCUUUCUGCUGGUACCAGUCAUACUACUGGCAGAAGACAAGAUGAGAGCAGCCUUCAGACAUGGAUCUCAAACAUGGAUCAAGUGCUUUGACUGGGCUUGCUGGUUUUUCAAAAUGCGUGGAUUUGAUUACAUGUGUAUGGGAUUUUUACUCCUUAGACUGGAUUAUACUUUGACUUACUGGAAGUCUAUUUACUUCAUUGGUCAUUGUGUAACAGUUCUUUUCUUAGUGACUGGAAUAUUAUGCAAAAGAAAAAGCAAAAGACAUAACAAGUUAGAAUGAGAAAAGAAGAAUAAAUAUUUUUUUCAUUUAUUAAAUGAAGUACAACUACUGUAGAUUGGCAAAUAAUCACGAAGGUUUUAAUUUCGCUAUGUUCGCGAUUUAUCAGUUUUCCGCGAAAUUAAACCCAUCGUGAAUUCUAUUACUAGUUCUUAGAAACGUUUAAAUGUUUAUACAAAAUUUGAAUUAAUUUCUUGCAGCGCGAAAUUAAAACCAUCGCAAUUGGUACUUUUUGAGAUAUCGUGAAAUUUUAACUACGUGGAAUUAAAACGACUUACAGUAUUAUUCUUUAAUAUGCCAUUUUGUCAUGAUUUGCAGUUUCAUAUUGUUUAUGUCUAUAAAAAUUCUUAAAAUCUCACUAAAAUCAGAAUACAGUCAAACUUUGUCAUUUCAAACAUGAUGGGAUUUAAAAACCUUCAAGAUAUCCAAUGAUUCAAGAUAACCAAGAUAAAAAUCUACAAGAGGCCCAAGGGCCUUAAAUUGUUCUUCUGAUAAAUUGUUCAACUUAUCACUUCUAUUCAAAGGCUCUAAGUAUCCUGUAUAUUAAGAUAACACCUUAAAAUUCAGUAAACAGGUCAUAAUGAGCUACAGUUUGUGUAAAACACUCUAAAACCAAAGAUGCAUCAACUAACAAAGUUUGAUGAUUAAAAGCCCUUUACUGUCUUAAGGACAGGAUACUAUCAAAAAAUGGAUGCCUGGAUUGGUAUAUAUCUUUUGACCUUAUCUCAUUGAAAAUGAUGCAAAUAAUAAAUUUCUAGAAUAUUAGGAAAUUGUAAGCUUUCUGAAACUAUCCUUUAUCUAUACAAAUGUUUUUCACUUCAAAUUCCGUUUUUGUGAAACUUUGAGUAAACAAUUAAAAACUACGAUGUGAAACUUAUUCAUUUUAUUCAUUAAAACAUUACCCAAGU
Messenger RNA from Saccostrea cuccullata (small rock oyster), 2339 nucleotides. RefSeq names its product lysophospholipid acyltransferase 7-like. The record is from RefSeq and is a predicted model, not a curated record. The transcript has 7 exons. Gene Ontology annotation, biological process: phosphatidylinositol biosynthetic process; lipid modification. Gene Ontology annotation, cellular component: membrane; mitochondria-associated endoplasmic reticulum membrane contact site. The coding region runs from base 28 to 1434 and encodes 468 amino acids. Gene Ontology annotation, molecular function: lysophospholipid acyltransferase activity. Lineage: Eukaryota; Metazoa; Mollusca; Bivalvia; Ostreida; Ostreidae.